AUGGCUUAUAGGGCAAAGGCCAUUGCUUCAGACCAUGUAGAUGGGUCUUUCAAAGAGCAAUAUAAAAGGAUAUAUGAUUAUGCGAAUGAGCUCCUAACUCGUAAUCCUGGAUCCACAAUGAAGGUGCAAGUGGAAGAGAAUGUUGGUCGACAUAUUUUCAAGAGGUUAUAUGUUUGUCUAAAGGCCUGCAAGUACAGUUUUGUGUCCUGCAAGCCAAUUAUAGGGUUGGAUGAGAAUAAGGACAUGUGGAAAUGGUUUCUGGAACUUCUGGUUGAAGACGUUGAUGGGGAGCCAGUACAUGCAUCCUUGACAUUCAUAUCAGAUAAACAAAAGGGCUUAAUGCAAGCUAUUCAAAAAGUGGUCCCUGGAGUUGAUCAAAGCUUUUGUGUUAGGCACCUUUACGCAAAUUUCAGGAAAAAAUUCCCUGGAAAGCAGCUAAAGCGGUUGAUGUGGAAGAUACUGGUCACGAUCAAGGUUUACACCACUUCUAAAUGUGAUACUUUGGUAAACAACAUGUCAGAGGCAUUCAACAGUGUUGUGGUACAUACAAGGUCAAAGCCAAUCAUAACCAUGUUGGAGGAGAUCCGCCUUUACUUGAUGAACAGAUGGGCAACAAAUCGAACAAAAAGUGAAUCAUUGUCUGGGUUGAUUUGUCCUAAAAUCAAGAGUAGAGUUAAUAAGGAGUCCCAGCUAAGUAAAUUUUGGAUUCCUAGUUGGUUAGCACUGAAGUUGUUUGAAGUCCGUCAUGUGUCCCAAGCUGGGGACAAGUUUGUAGUUGAUAUAGACAAAUAUGAAUGCACAUGCAGGAAAUGGGCUAUCUCGGGCAUUCUAUGUUGUCAUGCGUUGGCUGCUAUGAAGUUUCUGAAUUUAGAUGCAAAGGACUUCAUCCCUGUUUGUUUUAGGAAGUCAACAUAUGAAGAAAUGUACUCUUCCAUUGUGUAUCCAAUUAAUGGUGAGAACAUGUGGCAGAUUACCCCAUAUAAUGAUGUGUUCCCUCCAAAAAAGAGAAUAUUGCCAGGGAGGCCGAAGAAGAAAAGAAGGUUGCAGGAAUGGGAGUUAGUCAGGGAUGACACAAGAAUGAGGAAUGAUUGUAUACAUAAAAGAUGUGGCAUUUGUAGGGAGCUGGGUCACAACAGAACUUCUUGCCAGAAAUCAACCCAAGAUCGUGAUGUGAACCCUGACCAAACACAACAAAGCAACCCAGAAAAUGAACCAAACAUACCAUCAUCAAAUGAGCCUGAAGCAUAG
Messenger RNA from Vigna umbellata (rice bean), 1248 nucleotides. NCBI's taxonomy places the organism in Eukaryota, Viridiplantae, Streptophyta, Magnoliopsida, Fabales, Fabaceae. The record is from RefSeq and is a predicted model, not a curated record.